CAAUCAUUAUUCAGAAUAUUAAUUAAUUUCAUUUUCAACUCCUUCUAAUGGUCUAACAUUCUUUUUAAAUAAAGGAUUCUCUUUCUGCAAUAGUUGAAAUAGGCAUCACAAAAUAAGGAAAAAAGAAUAGAAAAGAGUAGUUGACAAUAUGGGUAUCUGCAUAUCCACUGCAUCUAAUGAGAUUCAUGUUAAUGAUUUUGGCAAUGAAAAUGUGGUUUACUAUCAAGACAACAACAAUAAUGAGGCCAAAUAUCUACAAGUUGGUUCAUUUUUUUCUCAACAAGGAAACAAAGGACCCAAUCAAGAUUCUGCAAUACUCUAUCAGAGGUAUGGGGUAGAAAAUGGUGUUUUCGCUGGUGUCUUUGAUGGGCAUGGGAAGAAUGGAGAAAUAGUCAGCAAGUUAGUUAUGAAUAAGUUGCCAUCUUUGUUUCUGAAAAAUAUACUUUCUCUGCCAAAGAUCAGUCCUGUAGAUAAUGAGGCAGUGAAGACCAAUAAUUUUAACAAGUGGAAAGAGGCUUGUUUUAGUUCCUUUAAAUUGAUGGAUAAAGAUAUUAAAAGUCUUCAAAAAUUGGAUUGUUCUUGCAGUGGAACUACUGCUGUGGUUGCUAUAAGACAGAAUGACGAUCUGAUUAUCGCUAAUCUUGGUGAUUCUCGAGCUGUACUUGGCAGAAAGACAGAAGAGGGAGUAAUUGAAGAUGUUCAGUUAACUACUGAUUUGAAGCCUAGCCUGCCUUCUGAAGCAGAAAGAAUAAGGAAGUGUGAUGGGAGAGUUCUUGCACUUAAAGAAGAACCACAUAUACAGCGAGUAUGGUUACCCCAUGAAGAUGCUCCUGGACUAGCAAUGUCUAGAGCUUUUGGAGAUUUUAUGCUCAAAAAAUAUGGCAUAAUCUCCAAGCCUGAUGUCUCCUAUCACCAUAUUUCUCCCAAUGAUCAAUUUCUUGUUCUAGCAACUGAUGGGGUUUGGGAUGUCCUGAGCAAUGACCAAGUUGUUUCCAUAGUAUGUGCAACAAAUAACGCAGCAGCAGCCUCAAAGGCAGUGGUAGAUGCUUCUUUAUCUGCAUGGAAUCAGAAGUUUCCUAACAGCAAGAGAGAUGAUAGCACUGCAAUCUGCCUCUUCUUGCAACAACAUGCAUCUCUGCAAAAUAGUACUUAAAGGCUAAAGCAAAAGCUAUAUACUUAUGCCUCUCCUUAAUGCUGGAGCUGCGACAAUUUUGGGUGCUGCUGAUGCUAUCUAGCAAUACGGUUAUCAACAUUCGGUCAGAUAUUGAUACGGGUACUAUCAUGAUCGGGGUCCAAUGCGUCAAGACUCGAGCUCGGGGCUACCCAUCCAAGGAACAAGCUUUGAAGUGUAGAGAACAAGUCCCACAAGCUCCAAAACUGUUCACUGUUCACCGCGUUCACUGUUCAUCCGCCCUUUGCAAGGGUUUUUUAGUCAUUUAUAAUAAGUUAACCUAGGUAUAAGUAGAAACUCAUUAGGUCAUUUUGAGGGUAUUUUUGGAGAAUAUAUUUUGUAGCCUCUUUGAGAGUCUUUAGCAAGGUGGAAUCCUUGGACAAGGUGGGAUCCUUGUGUUGAUCAUUUGCUUAGAAAUGGAGAUUGCUUGGAAAUUCCGAUUUUCUUGAGGUCACGUAAGAGAUAGGUUUAGGUUGUGUGUGGUAUAAAAGGUCCAAAAGUGGAAUAAGCUUUUGGGCUGUUAAUAUUAUAUCAUCCCUUUGUCUAUCUAUCUAUCUUUACUUUCUUGUAAUUGUUUGCCUAUAUCUAGUGUAAUCCGUUUGUGUUCUUGUCUUGUAACCGUGUGUUGUUGUUAUUGCAUCUUGUUAAUUAAGUGUUGUUGCUA
Capsicum annuum is the source of this 1835-nucleotide messenger RNA. RefSeq names its product probable protein phosphatase 2C 72. The record is from RefSeq and is a predicted model, not a curated record. Lineage: Eukaryota; Viridiplantae; Streptophyta; Magnoliopsida; Solanales; Solanaceae. The transcript is spliced from 5 exons. Gene Ontology annotation, molecular function: protein serine/threonine phosphatase activity; cation binding. Bases 149 to 1153 code for a protein of 334 amino acids. Gene Ontology annotation, biological process: protein dephosphorylation.